UCGAAUGAGUUAGAGCUAGCUGUUCUGCUAAAAAUUUUGUAGCACGCAAAGCGAGAUAAGUCACUAAUAUAUGAUUAGUCACUUUUGGGAUUCCCUGACUCCCGUGCCACUCACUCUAGGCGACACGGGAGGCGAAAAGGCCGUGUGCGCGGGGGCUUCCCGGCCGCGUCCGCUCGCGUCGCCGCUGCCGACGGCGGUUCCUCUCUCCUUCUUCUUCCUUUCUCUUCUCUCCCUCCCUCAUUUUCUCCGGAUCUGGGGUUUCCGGCGGUGACGGCUGCUCCUCCCCACUCGGCACCAGCGGCCUCCUUGUCCCGGGACGACGGCGAGGGCAGCACGGGGACAGCUGGAUAUGGCCGGUGGUCCUCUCCUCCGGCCAGAUCUGGGGUGUCUCUAGUCACCUCCGGCUUCGGUGGCCUGCCUCCCUGCAUCCGGUGUUGUGGCAGCGUUAUGGCAUCGGCCGGUGGUGGUGGUGUGAGGGGGAUGGCCGGACCUGGCUCCUCUAGGUCCAGACCCGACGCGUCCUCAGUCGGGGUCGGGUGAGGUCGGGCCCCCGAUGGUGGCGGCGAGACGACGGAGUUUGGGCGGCCUGUGUGGCUGUUAGGUGGAGCCGGACUGUUGGCGCCGUCAGUCCGGCUCCGCCUCUCGUUGGAGUCAGGCCAUUGUGCAGGUGAUGUGAAUAGCCAGGUGACAUUUGGUGGCUUCCGCUAUGGUUGCUAUGGUUGAAUGGGACUCCGAGGUAAAAGCUUUGCUCUGCUUGCCAGUGCUAGCAACAGCGAUGCCCUCGAACGUCGUUCACCUUCUUAUAGGUGUUGCUAUUGGAGCUUCAACUCUAUUUUAAGGGAAUUCUCCGGGUGAAAACCUUAGAUUCGUUUGGAUCGGACGGUGUCACCGUUCUGUCGAUGUAACCUUCUUGAAUGCUUCGUUUUAGGAGUUUUUUUCCCUUGUUGGACUGCUGUUCUUGGGUUCAUUAUGUCAAUGUGAGGGUUUUCGCUGGUUAUUUAUAAAUUGACCGUGCCGACGUAAGGUUUUUGAUCCGAUUUUCCUUAUAAACCGUGAAUUGUAGGAGCUCCUUACUUGUUCCCUCAAAAAAUAAUAUAUGAUUAGUCAAAUAUUAAUUAUUAUAAACUUGAACUAUAUAUAUAUAUUGAUUUUCUAAGAGAUUUUUUUGGCACAAAACACCCCGUUUAAUUGUUUGAAAAGUGUGCUAAAGGAAAACGAGAAAGAUAUUCUAAGAAACCGACACUUAAUUAGUUAAUGCAAAGUUUCAUUGAAUAUAGUAGAAAAAAUUAUAAGACUAUAACCUGAUAGAUUAAAGUUAGGAAAAGAAAAAAAUAACACCACCAUCACGCACCGAUGCCGCUAUCCCACACAACUGAAGGAAGGUACUAGUUCCUGAAAAAAAUUAGAAGUUUGAAAAAAAGUUGAAAAUUUAUGUGUGUAGGAAAGUUUUGGAUGUGAUACGAUGUGAUGUGAUGAAAAGUUAAAAUUUGGUGGUAGUUGAGGGUGAACUAAACACGGCCGUAGUCUAGUACCGAUCUGAUCGCCGCGAUGCGGAAAGAUGUCAACUCUAGUUGAUAUUUGCAUCAUUGCAUGCUCAUUCGAACUGGUCCUAUAUAACUCACUUCAUGCCAGCGCGCUCAGUCUACAACGACACCUGCUUCUUUGUAUGUUAAAUCAUCUACUUUUCCAACAACUGCUCAUUUGACUUCAAAAUCGGCAUCUAUAGGCCACAACUUGUCCCUCUUGCUAGAUCACAUCAUUCUGUUUGGAGAUGGCGAUAUCUAGAAGGCCAAUAAACAUUAUGCCAGACGUAGAGGCCGGCUCAGUUGUUGAUCCUCCUCAAGCACGAAGCUGCUGCUGCUGUGCCUGUCUGCGAGGCAACACAGGGAAGUUCCUUCUGCGCACGGCAACUGUGGUUAUCCUGUUCCUCGCGGUCCGUUUUGGCUUUGCUCGUCAUAGCGUCGGGGCAAAGUUAGCUGUUGAAUCAGUGGCCUACGUCGCCACUGCUUGCUUAUACUUCUGCUCCUUCUCAAGCUGGAAGGAGAAGACGGUUUCCGGAACAUUCCUUGCUGUAGUUACUGUAGUGGUCGUGAGUGUGGAAGCAACCACUGGAAAUGACCAUGGCGUCGCCAUUUUGAUCGGCACGAUCGUGGCUCUCGUGGUGUACUGCAUCUGGAAGCCUUAUCAAGCACUUCUCUCCUGCAUCGAGCGUCGCCUCCGCCGCAAGGCGGCGGCGGCGGCUACUGCGGCGGAACCACUACCACCGGAGAAGAAAGAAGAUGCGGGGCGUCCCCUUGUGCAGGCGGAGCGGCUGCGCGCCGCGUUUCGCAUCGACGGGCUGCUCCGGGAGUACUCGCACGGCGAGAUCCAGGCCAUGACCGACAACUUCGGCUGCGUGGUGGGCCGAGGCGGCUCCGCCACCGUCUUCAGGGGCGUCCUCGACGACGGCACGGCGGUCGCCGUCAAGCGGAUCGUCUGUGAUGAGUCCGUCGGCGAGGCCGACUUCCUGAGCGAGAUCACCAUCGUCGCCAGCGUGCACCACUACGCGCUGGUAGGCUUGCUCGGAUACUGCCUCCAGCCCGGCGGCGGCCGGUACCUGCUGUACCCAUUCUACGAGAACCGGUCGCUCGACUACUGGCUCUUCUCCGGCGAGGAGCGGAGGCGCCACGUCGCCGUCGACGUCGCGAAGGGGCUCGCGUACCUGCACCACGAGUGCAAGAACCAGAUCCUUCACCUGGACAUCAAGCCGGCGAACAUACUCCUCGACGGCGACUUCCGGGCGCACGUCUCCGACUUCGGCAUCUCCAUGUCCAUCGGGAGGGACCUGACCAGCGUCGACACGCGCUGGAGGGGCACCCUCGGUUACAUGGCGCCGGAGAUGCUGGUCAACGCGCUGUCCGCCAAGUCCGACGUGUACAGCUACGGCAUGAUGCUGUUCGAGCUCGUCGGCGGACGCCGGAACUUCGAGCUCGCGGGCAGCGGGGGCGCCUCGCAGGCGCGGGCGCCGCCGGAUUUCACCAAGGAAUUCCUCCCGUGCGUCAUGCGGGACAGGAUGGAGGAAGGCCGGCUCAUGGAGGUGGUGGACGCCACCAUGGCGCGCGGCGACGGCGGCGGCGCGGCUGGCGUCGACGAGGAGGAGGUGGAGGUCGUCGUGAAGGUGGCGUUGUGGUGCACGCAGCAUAGCCGGGACAUGAGGCCCGGCAUGACGGACGUCGUGGACAUGCUCGAAGGGCGCGCCCCCAUCCCGCCGCCGCCUGUUCGUCCUGAAUUUCUCGGAGACACCUUCCUCGUCAGCUGCGCGCGGACAGCUAUGAGCCGGUGAUAUAUGCAUGAGUGGUUUGUGGUAUGCGACUAUAUUGCUAUUUGUAGCACGAAUGAUCGCUGAGUACUUUUACACACUUAUGUUAUCAAUAUUUUCACGAUAGGACUGUCUAAUGAUCAUUCGAAUGUUUUUUUUUUACCCCAUAUCAGUCAAAAUAUGAACGGUUUGAUGGCU
Molecule: messenger RNA, 3496 nt
Organism: Oryza sativa Japonica Group (Japanese rice)
Lineage: Eukaryota; Viridiplantae; Streptophyta; Magnoliopsida; Poales; Poaceae
Product: probable receptor-like protein kinase At5g20050
Biological process (GO): protein phosphorylation
Molecular function (GO): protein kinase activity; ATP binding
Source: RefSeq, a predicted model, not a curated record